Messenger RNA from Neohortaea acidophila, 894 nucleotides. Its product is annotated as phytanoyl-CoA dioxygenase family protein. The transcript has 3 exons. Bases 1 to 894 code for a protein of 297 amino acids. NCBI's taxonomy places the organism in Eukaryota, Fungi, Ascomycota, Dothideomycetes, Mycosphaerellales, Teratosphaeriaceae. The record is from RefSeq and is a predicted model, not a curated record.
AUGACUCGCCCCAUCCCAGAACCAAAAGGCUUCGAAUCCUGCGAUGCGCUCGACACCAAAACAACAACGACAGCCAAACUCAUAUCCAUCCUCAACCGCGAUGGCGGCGUAAUAGUCCGCAACCUGAUCCCGCGAGAACAAGCAUUGCAAAUCAAGCAGGAUCUGAAACCGAGCUUCGACUCCGACAAGCCCGAUCCAUCCGGCUUCUUCCCAGAAACGACACAACGUGCCACAGGCCUGCUCGGGCUUUCCGAUGCUUGCGUCGAGCUCGCGUGCAAUCCGCUUUAUAUCGACGUUGCUAACGCGCUCGUGUCGUCGAGCCAUACUAUGUGGGACGGCGAUCGACAGGUGACGGUGACGGGGAAGCCGAUCAUUUCUUCUACUGUUGCGUUUCGCAUUAAUCCCGGGGGGCGCCAGCAGAGAUUGCAUAGGGAUGAUAAUGACUAUCAUCCCACGAAUGCAGAGUUGCCGGUGAUGAUCGGUUGCGUGACCGCCAUAACGAAGACCACGAGAGAAAAUGGAGCAACUGUCGGCAUACCGGGGUCGCAUUUGUGGGGAGUGGAGAGGCCUCCGCGUACUGAAGAUGCGGUCCCCGCGGAACUCGAGAUUGGUGAUGCGUUCAUCUUCUUGGGGAAUCUGUACCAUGGUGGCGGUGCGAACAUCACAAAAAACGAAGUUCGCGAGACGGUUGGAAUCUUUCUGUGCAAGCCUACCCUACGUCCUGCCGAGAACCAGUUUCUGAUGGUACCACUCGAAAGAGCUAGACAGCUGAAACCGCAGGCUCAGCGACUCCUUGGGUAUGGCGUAUGUGAGCCGGGCGUUGGCUUCAUGAAUUAUCAAGAUCCAAUGCGGGUUUUGUUUGGCGUGGAAGACGAGGAGACCGUCAACAUGUGA